AUGCUAAAGUUAUUUAUUCUGACCUUUUUAAUAAUUACAAUUUCAGCCAGAUUGGACCAAUAAGAUCCUGCAGUUGGAAAGAAAAAUACAAGUUCAAACAAAUAAGAAAGUGAUGUUAUGAAAUACAGGAGAGCAGCCGCCAUGGCCAAAGAGGAAUUCUAGGGUAUGGAAGUGUCAAUAACAGUGAUUAGAACUAUGUGGUCUCAAUGGUUUUGUGUGGAAAUAAACUACUUAGGUUGAUACUCAAGUAGUCUCUGGAUUCAAUUACAGCAUCUAUGGUAAAGUAUAGAAGGGAGAUCAGACAAGAACAGUCAAGGUUUCUUUUUAUAUUCCAGCUGGAUAGGAUUCCAGAAUUAAAGCUACCGGUUGCAAUAUUGUUGCUUGA
Molecule: messenger RNA, 385 nt
Organism: Paramecium octaurelia
Lineage: Eukaryota; Ciliophora; Oligohymenophorea; Peniculida; Parameciidae
Source: the annotation of a GenBank genome assembly